AUGAAUCCGAAGCAGUCGCUCGUCUCUUACAACCUCUGGGGAUCGGCGUCGCCCACAGACCUGAAGCGACGUUUCGUCAUGAAACCCAAGUCCCCUCUGUCACGAGGCGAAACAGCGAAUGUCGUCUACUGUGUCCAGUGCAGUUCCUGUGAGGCGAACUACGUUGGAGAGACCGGAAAACGUCUACAAUCCCGCAUAAGUGAGCACGCAAGAGCAGUGAGAAGGAUGGACCAACUCUCACUGGUGGCGGAACAUUGUGCAGCCUCUGGGCACGCUUUCGCCUUCCAGAACGCCGAAAUCCUAGGCCGAGGUACCGACCAGGCAGCCAGGGAAACGCUCGAAGCCUGGCACACCGUACCAACUUCCAUCAACCGCUGCACGAUUCUCCCGGCGGCUUACCAGGCCCUACGAGUGCGAUUCAACCAACGGAAUCAAAGGCAGGAAGUCAGGACCACAAGCCCAAGUGAACACUGUUCGCGCCCAAACACCGAUGACGGGGGUCAGCAGGCCGAUAAAGGAGACACAGGCAACGGGCCAGCAGCCACCGAGGUGCACACGGGCAGAGGCAAACGGGCGACAAUUACGAGAAAUGCGGGUCAGGCACAACAAAUGCGGGUAAUGCAGACGAGGUCAAUGACCGUUGCCAUCCCGACUCAGCCCACCCGACUAGGAGACGAGGAAGGGACCGGCCAGCACGACAGCAAUUAA
Messenger RNA from Spirometra erinaceieuropaei, 708 nucleotides. Lineage: Eukaryota; Metazoa; Platyhelminthes; Cestoda; Diphyllobothriidea; Diphyllobothriidae. The record is from the annotation of a GenBank genome assembly.